Messenger RNA from Miscanthus lutarioriparius, 663 nucleotides. NCBI's taxonomy places the organism in Eukaryota, Viridiplantae, Streptophyta, Magnoliopsida, Poales, Poaceae. The record is from the annotation of a GenBank genome assembly.
AUGGCGCCCACCUUGCCACGACUUACGUCUGGCGCUGGUCUGUCCUCCUCGUCGCCGUCGUCGGCCGGCCCCAAGCCCGACGUCAUCAUCCUGUCCUCCGAUGACGAGCUGGAGGCGAGCAGCUGGAAGAGGUCGUCAUCGGCCGGCUCCAAGCCCAACGUCAUCACCCUGUCCUCCUCCUCCGAUGACGAACAGGAGGCGAGCAGCUGGAAGAUGUCGUCAUCGGCCGGCUCGAAGGCAGGCCCCGUCGUCUUGACCUCCUCCUACUCUGACUCCGAUGGCGAGCUCCUCGCCAACUGCCGGAAGAGGCGUUCGCCGCGCAACGUGGCCUGGGUCUUCUCCGACGAGGUCAAGAUCCUCACCGCGCUCGCCGACGAGCACCUCGAGUCCCGGCGGCUGCCAGGCUCUCCGUCCGCGCUCCUCGACGCCAUCUGCCGCCGGGUCGACCUGAAGCGGGAGAACGCCACAGCCGGCGACGUCGCCAAGAAGGUGCACAACCUCAAGGACAGGUUCAAGAAGGUGAUCGCCUCCGGUGGCCCGAGCGGUGAGCUCCGCGACAGGGAGCUCUACGACCUGUCGGUGAAGGUCUGGCCGGAGCUCCUCCCGUCGAUUGAGAGCAUUUCGUCGUCGUCCUCUUCGUCAGAUGGAACCUGCAGCCACUGA